ACGACGUCGACCUUUAGUAAUUAAGAUGCUAAUAAGAAUAAAUAAAUAAUGCAACAAAAUAUGUGUACCAAAAAAAACACCGUUGAAGAAACCAGCAAUAAGAAUCUUGAUCUCUUUUGAUAAUCAUGAAGGAUAAGGUAGAGUUAUUAUUACUAUGUGCAGAGGUUCUUGUAGCACUGCUGGUCCUCCCUUCAUGUGUUUAUACCUUAAGCAAAGAUGAAUUUCCAACUGAAUUUGUUUUUGGUGCAUCAACUUCAGCUUAUCAGGUUGAAGGUGCAGCAAAUGAAGAUGGAAGAAAGCCUAGCAUAUGGGAUACUUUUGCCCAUUCUGAUAAUGGGAAUUUGUAUGAUGGUGAUGGAGACAUUACUUGUGAUCAAUAUCAUAAGUACAAGGAAGAUGUUCAACUUAUGGCUAACAUGGGCUUAGAUGCCUAUAGACUUUCCAUAUCUUGGUCAAGACUUAUUCCGGAUGGAAGAGGAGAAAUCAAUCCCAAGGGAUUGCAGUAUUACAACAACCUUAUCAAUGAACUCAUAAGCCAUGGAAUUCAACCGCAUGUGACAUUACACCACUGGGACCUUCCACAAAAACUGGAGGACGAAUACGGCGGAUGGGUCAGCCGGAGAAUUGUGAAAGACUUCACAGAAUAUGCAGAUGUAUGCUUCAGAGAAUUCGGUGACAGAGUAAAGUAUUGGACCACAGUGAAUGAAGCUAAUGUGUUUGCGAUUUUCGGUUAUGAUUUAGGAAUGUUGCCGCCACAACAUUGUUCUCCUUCCCUUUACUUUAACUGCUCUAAAGGAAAUUCCUCAACUGAGCCAUAUUUGGUAACUCAUAAUAUAUUGUUAGCACAUGGAUCAGCUUCUAGAUUGUAUAGGAACAAGUAUAAGGGGAUGCAGAAUGGGUUUGUUGGGUUUAAUAUCCUUACUGUUGGUCUUGCUCCACAAACAAAUAGUAGUGAAGAUAUCACUGCUACACAAAGAGUUCAAGAUUUCUAUCAUGGGUGGUAUCUACAUCCUUUUAUAUUUGGGGACUAUCCUGAAACAAUGAAAAAGAUCGUGCGCUCGAGGCUUCCUUCCUUCACGAAAAAGGAAUCGAAUCUGGUUAAGGACUCAAUGGACUUUCUAGGAAUAAACUUUUAUUACUCAUUUCUUGUCAAGAAUAAUGUGCAAAUGGAUCAUAGAGAUUACAUGGCAGACAUGGCAGCCGAUCUUAUAUUUCCUGAUGGAACACCUUUUGAGGAGGUUCCAAUCACACCCUGGAGUUUGCAAGGGGUGCUGGACUCAUUCAAGAACACUUAUGGCAAUUUUCCGCUUUACAUACACGAAAACGGACAACAAACGCCGCGCAACUCGUCACUGGAUGACUGGCCAAGGGUGAAGUACUUGCAAGAAUACAUUGGUUGCAUGCUUGAUUCAGUGAGGAGUGGCUUAAAUGUAAAAGGGUAUUUUGUAUGGUCCUUCUUGGAUGCAUUUGAGUUACUGAGUGGAUAUGAGUUCAGCUAUGGCCUAUAUUUCGUUGACUUGAAGGAUCCAAGCUUGAGUAGGCAACCCAAACUCUCUGCUAAAUGGUACUCAGAUUUCCUCAAAACAAGGCCAAUGGACCCAAAUGUCACCAUGCAAAUUCAGAAGAACAAUUCUCCUAUGCUUGAUUCCCUUUAAUUAGGGCAAGUUAGAAUUGGCAUGGUUUUAUAUGCCUUAUGGUGUCAAAUUAUGAAACAAACUAGACUUAAUCUGCAUAAUAUGCUUCAUGCUGAAAAAUUAUUGCAUGCUGAUGGAGUAUUUAGGUGCAAUGUGCUCUAUCCGCCGAUUCUAGUUUUUUGUUUUUUAUUAUUCAAAAUAAUCACCUUAUUAACUGAUAGAUCACAAUCUCCUUAAAUGCGUUAUAAGCAUGCAAUAAUUUUUUUUCUAUAUGUACAAAUCCUAUGAAGUUAUAACUUAUAACGAUGUAAUCAUUUUAAGUUUUUAA
Molecule: messenger RNA, 1962 nt
Organism: Arachis stenosperma
Lineage: Eukaryota; Viridiplantae; Streptophyta; Magnoliopsida; Fabales; Fabaceae
Product: beta-glucosidase 11-like
Exons: 13
Coding region: 126-1655 (509 amino acids)
Biological process (GO): carbohydrate metabolic process
Molecular function (GO): beta-glucosidase activity
Source: RefSeq, a predicted model, not a curated record